AUGUCUUCUUCGGCGGUAUACAUUUUGGAUGUUAAAGGCAAAGUCCUUAUAUCUAGAAACUAUCGCGGCGAUGUCGAUUUGGGUGUGAUCGAUAAGUUUAUGCCAUUAUUAAUGGAAAAAGAAGAAGAAGGAAUGUUAACGCCAUUAUUACAAACUAGCGAAUGUACCUUUGCUUACAUUAAAACAAACAAUUUAUACAUUGUAUCGACAACAAAGAAAAAUGCUAACAUAGCAUUAGUUUUUGUUUUCUUAUACAAAAUCGUUGAGGUCAUGACUGAGUAUUUCAAGGAACUUGAGGAGGAGAGCAUUCGUGACAAUUUUGUUGUUAUUUAUGAGUUGCUCGAUGAAUUACUUGACUUUGGCUAUCCACAAACUACAGAUAGUAAAAUAUUGCAAGAGUAUAUAACCCAGGAAGGUCACAAACUUGAAAUGCAACCACGCAUUCCAAUGGCAGUGACAAAUGCUGUAUCAUGGAGGUCAGAGGGCAUAAAAUAUCGUAAAAAUGAAGUAUUCCUUGAUGUAAUAGAGUCAGUUAAUCUUCUAGCUAACUCAAAUGGUAAUGUUCUAAGGAGUGAAAUAGUUGGAGCCAUAAAAAUGAGAGUGUAUCUAUCUGGUAUGCCUGAAUUGCGUCUUGGUCUUAAUGACAAAGUACUUUUUGAAAGUACUGGAAGAGGAAAAUCUAAAUCUGUUGAAUUAGAGGAUGUGAAAUUCCAUCAAUGUGUCAGAUUAUCCCGAUUUGAAAAUGACAGGACUAUAUCUUUCAUUCCCCCUGAUGGAGAGUUUGAACUUAUGUCUUACAGACUUAAUACACAUGUGAAGCCACUGAUAUGGAUAGAAUCAGUUAUUGAACGCCAUGCGCACUCUAGAGUUGAGUACAUGAUCAAGGCAAAGUCUCAGUUUAAAAGACGGUCCACAGCAAAUAAUGUUGAAAUAAUAAUUCCUGUCCCAGCUGAUGCUGAUUCUCCAAAGUUCAAAACUACUAUUGGGAGUGUGAAGUAUACACCCGAACAAAACGCUAUAACCUGGUCUAUUAAAUCUUUUCCUGGUGGUAAGGAAUACUUAAUGAGAGCUCACUUUGGACUUCCAUCAGUUGAAUGUGAAGAAACUGAUGGCAAACCACCGAUUCAGGUUAAAUUUGAGAUUCCAUACUUUACCACAUCUGGUAUUCAAGUUCGCUACUUGAAGAUUAUUGAAAAGAGUGGUUACCAGGCCCUACCUUGGGUAAGAUAUAUCACCCAAAACGGCGAUUAUCAACUUAGAACUAACUAA
This is a messenger RNA of Leptosia nina, 1269 nucleotides long. The record is from the annotation of a GenBank genome assembly. NCBI's taxonomy places the organism in Eukaryota, Metazoa, Arthropoda, Insecta, Lepidoptera, Pieridae.